This is a messenger RNA of Acaulospora colombiana, 2907 nucleotides long. The record is from the annotation of a GenBank genome assembly. Lineage: Eukaryota; Fungi; Glomeromycota; Glomeromycetes; Diversisporales; Acaulosporaceae.
AUGUCAAACAAAAUCCAACCCAACACGUCCACUCCUGGCAGAAAUGCAACGAGACUAUUGGUGGUUUCAAAUCGUUUGCCGGUUACAAUUACAAAGACCAAUGAUGAAUAUGCUUUCAGGAUGUCUUCCGGUGGCCUAGUGAGUGCACUUAGUGGCUUAAAAAAAAUGAUGACCUUUACUUGGAUUGGUUGGCCUGGACUCCAUAUACCCGAAGAAGAAAGAAAAGUUGUCACUGAAAAAUUGAAAGAACAUUCUUGUCUUCCUGUUUUUGUCAACGAUGAUCUAGCAGACCGUCACUAUAACGGUUUCUCAAACUCAAUAUUGUGGCCGUUGUUUCAUUAUCAUCCCGGUGAAAUUACUUUCAAUCAAGAGGAUUGGGACGCCUAUGAAAGUGUCAAUGGUCUUUUUGCCGAUGCUAUUAACAACAUCGUUCAAGAUGGUGAUUUGGUUUGGAUUCAAGAUUACCAUUUGAUGCUAUUGCCAAGUAUGUUGAGGGAGAGGAUAGGCGAUAAUAAACAGGAUGUUAAGAUUGGAUUCUUUUUACACACUCCUUUUCCUAGUAGCGAGAUUUAUCGGGAGGUUCUCAUCGGGGUCCUGAGUUCAGAUCUCAUUGGAUUCCACACAUACGAUUACGCUCGCCACUUUUUGUCCUCAUGCACUCGUAUUCUAGGUCUAUCAACAAUGCCCAAUAGCGCUGAUUACGAAGGUAGACACGUGCACGUUGGAACGUUUCCCAUUGGAAUUGAUCCAGAAAAAUUUAUCGAAGGAUUGAAUCAGUCAAAAAUUCAAGAACGGAUCAAAGCAUUGGAAGAAGAAUUUAAAGAUGUUAAACUAAUUGUCGGUGUAGAUCGCCUUGACUACAUCAAAGGUGUUCCACAUAAGAUUCAUGCUUUUGAGGUAUUCCUGAGUGAACACCCGGAAUGGGUCGGAAAGGUUGUCCUCGUUCAAGUGGCUGUGCCCUCUCGACAAGAUGUUGAGGAAUAUCAGAAUGUGCGCAACCUUGUUAACGAAUUGGUCGGGAGAACGAAUGGCAAAUUUGGAACAGUAGAAUUUGUUCCAAUUCACUUUAUUCAUCGGUCGGUUUCUUUCGAUGAGCUGGUUGCGUUGUACGCAGUAUCGGAUGUUUGUCUGGUGUCCUCCACCAGGGAUGGAAUGAACCUCGUUUCUUAUGAAUAUGUUUCGUGUCAACAAAAGAAGAAUGGCGUACUGAUACUCAGUGAAUUUGCUGGUGCGGCUCAAUCAUUAAAUGGUUCUCUCAUUGUGAAUCCUUGGAACGCCGAAGAGCUUUCCAAUGCAAUCUACGAAGCUGUUAAUAUGCCCAUUUCUUUGCGCAAAUCAAAUCAUCAAAAAUUAUACCGAUAUGUUAAUAAAUAUACUGCUGCCAAUUGGGGUACGAGUUUCGUUAAUGAACUGAAGGAAUACGGUGUUCGCGAAAAACUUCGACAUUUGGAAUUUAGAAAAACAGUGGAAUCGGCGAAAAGCGCGAAGAAGCGAGUCAUCUUGUUGGAUUACGACGGUACUUUAACUUCUACAGGCACGAUGCCGGAAUUCGCUAAUCCGUCUAGUAACAUUCUAAGAAUCCUCAAGCAUCCUCAGUGUUUGCAGGGACAGGUCGACCCCACUAAACAUGGUAUUUCGGAUGGAAGGAUUAUUAUAGAUGAGACCGAUGGCUGGUACAGACUUGUUGAACAAGUCGAUCCUGCGUGGAAAGAGAAAAUUUUGCCUCUAUUUUCGCAUUAUACGGAACGAACUCCGGGCUCUUUUAUCGAAGAAAAGGAGAUCAACAUAACAUGGCAUUAUCAGGGUGCAGAUUCCGAAUUUGGAAAUUGGCAGGCGAGCGAGCUUCAAGUUAACCUAGAGAAACUUCUGUGUCACAUUCCUCUAUCAGCUUUGGAAGUUCGACCGGUAACGGUUGACAAAUCGACCGCGGUUCGGGCCAUCAUUAAAGAUCUAAGGCAAUCGGAGGAUGAUGUUGAUUUUGUUUUGUGUAUUGGGGAUAGCAAAAGCGAUGAACCAGUAUUUUCCAUAUUGAAAGAGUUAAUGCCGGAUUGCUACACAAGCACUGUCGGAAAGAAACAAACUGAAGCAAAGUAUUACCUUGAAAAUAAUCCAAAAACACGAAGUGAGAUUGAAAGUUUGAGGGGUAAUGUUGAAGAAUUGGAAAAACGCCUUCGUAAUAGAAUUUCGUUUGGUACCGCCGGUUUGCGAUCAAGUAUGCAAGCCGGGUUUUCAAGGAUGAAUGAUCUUACGGUGAUACAGGCUUCACAGGGCUUCUGCAUGUAUCUUGCGAACACCAUCCCAGAAUCGCGUGACCGGGGUGUGGUAAUAGGAUAUGACCAUAGGCAUAACUCCGAGAAUUUUGCAAGAUUAAGUGCAGCAGUGUUCUUAUCGAAAGAUUUCAAGGUCUAUUUUUAUCGUGGCGUUGUGCAUACUCCAUUAGUGCCGUAUGGUGUUAAGAAAUUGGAAGCGGCUUGUGGAAUAUCAGAUGAAAUAGAGAAGAAUCUUGAACCCUGGGUGUGGGAUUCUGAACUAGUAGAUAGUCAUAGGCUAUGCAUUGAUAAAACCAAAGAAAUUUCAGAUGCUUAUUUCGAGGAGAUCAGAGAGUUGGCGCGUUACAGGGAAGACAACGCCGCAUCAAAUAUCAAAAUUGUGUACACGCCAAUGCAUGGAGUUGGAUACCCUGCAGCAAAGCGAGCAUUCGAGGUAUUUUCUUUGAACCCGUUUAUACUCACCAGUCAACAGACCCAGAAUCCGGAUUUCCCAACUGUAAAAUUCCCUAAUCCAGAAGAGGGAGAGAGCGCAUUGGAGUUGGCCAUGCAAACAGCCGAUGAAUCCGGAGCUCGCUUUAUAUUUGCAAAUGACCCAGAUGCGGAUAGGUUUGCUGUUGCAGAAAAGCAAAAAGAGUAA